This is a messenger RNA of Tetrahymena thermophila SB210, 702 nucleotides long. RefSeq names its product gamma-carbonic anhydrase. The record is from RefSeq and is a predicted model, not a curated record. NCBI's taxonomy places the organism in Eukaryota, Ciliophora, Oligohymenophorea, Hymenostomatida, Tetrahymenidae. The transcript has 6 exons.
AUGAAGUUAUUUUAGGCUAUGUGGACUAGGACCAUUUACAGCAUUGGUCGUAUGGUCAGAGAAACUGGUUUGGCCUUAGAUAGAUAUGGUUGCAAAUUAGAACAAGAUAUUUCUUGCUAUGAACCCUUGAGUCGUCAUAGAAACAUUUUACCUAUUUAUGAUUUAGUUCCUACUUUUUAUCACUCUACUUUUAUUGCUCCUAAUUCUUCUUUGAUUGGAGCUGUUUAUCUUGGUUAAAAUACUGUUGUCGGUUACGGAUCUACAUUGAGAGGCGAUAAUCACGCUAUCAGAGUAGGACAUAAUACUGUCAUUGGUGAUAAGGUUGCUAUUUCCAAUGUUGCUACUCUUGCUGCUGGUAUUCCUGUCUCUACAAAUAUCGGUAACCACGUUAACAUUGGAGCUGGAUGCGUUUUAUAAUCUUGUGUUGUCGAUGAUAAUGUCACUGUUGGACACAACACCGUCAUUUUAGAAGGUUCAGUACUUGAAAGAGGAAGUGUCAUUGCUCCUAACUCUUUAGUCCCUGCUGGUCGUCUUAUUCCCUCUGGUUAACUUUGGGCUGGUUCUCCAGUUAGAUAUGUUAGAGAUUUAAAAGAAGAAGAAAUUAAACUUAAUUUAGAAUAAACUGAAUAAAAUCUUUCAAUAGGAAAAACUCAUAAAUCCUCCUUAAUUUAACAAGAAGCUUAUGAUAGAUUACUUGCUUGA